Molecule: messenger RNA, 606 nt
Organism: Suillus plorans
Lineage: Eukaryota; Fungi; Basidiomycota; Agaricomycetes; Boletales; Suillaceae
Exons: 3
Coding region: 1-606 (201 amino acids)
Biological process (GO): chorismate biosynthetic process; shikimate metabolic process
Molecular function (GO): shikimate 3-dehydrogenase (NADP+) activity
Source: RefSeq, a predicted model, not a curated record
AUGCCGGCAAUCGAAGGAGGAAACCGCAUCCUCCGUGGUGACAACACCGACUGGCUCGGUAUUCGUGAAUCUAUCCGCUCUCGUGCGCCAUCUAUCGGUGCACCCGCUGCUGCCCUCGUUAUCGGCGCAAGAGGAACCGAUAGAGCCGCCAUUUUUGCGCUUCAGUCCUUGGGGUCACAAGUGCUCGUCGAAGCGUUCCCUGACGCCCCUGUCAAGCUGAUCGAGACGCUUGAUGUCUGGCCUGCUGAGGGACCUGCACCAACUGUCAUCGUAUCCACCGUCCCAGCAAGUGCGACAACUACCGACAGCACUAACCCAGGUGCCGUACUCCUUCCGUUGGCGUUGUUUGACGCGACCGUGAACGGCGUGGUCGUGGACAUGGCAUACAAACCCGCAGAGACACCUCUUCUCACGCUCGCGAAGAGUGCAGCUCCCAAUUGGGCAAGGGUUUUGGGGGUUGAGGUGCUCCUGGAGCAGGGUUGUGCGCAAUUUGAAACUUGGAUGGGACGCAGAUGCCCGAAGCAUGUCGUGUUGAAGAGUGUGUUGGAGACAUGUUUUGCAGCUGCCUGGGCUGCGAAGGGGAAAGUUGACGAAGAUGGGUUAUAA